GUGAGCUUUGCUUAACAACUAAGUCAUAACCUCCCUGUCCCCCAUCAUGAACGGCAGAGUUUCCAAGACGCGUGUCUCCAGAACCAGUACGAAGAUGGAGUUCUCGCUGGGCAACUUACGGGAAGCUUUCCAGGGCGGAGAGGACAAAGAGCAAGCGACCCAAGUCGCAACAUCGCAACUCGAGAGACAGCCCCUUGGUGCUGCGCUCGUUUGGACGCAUAAACCUACCGAAGCCAAUGACCGUGUGUCUGCGUGGCUUGAGUCCAGCGGAACGGACCAUAGGAAGCGCCGCUGGUCGGAUAGCAGAGUGUACCGAUCCAACGACGAGCCGCCAUCGAACAUUUCAACGAAAUCAGCACUGGAGAUUGAUGUUGCAUGGGACAGAGAAGGGUUUGCCGAGCCGAUUGCACCUACAUCUGAGCCCAGUUUGCUCUCGGAAGUCGACACGAUGCCGUCUACUACAGUUGCAUCGAAUAAUUCCAGUACAAAACACAGCAGUUACCGAGUCAAGAACUUGCGGUCGAACAAAAUCACACUCCGCCAUCCUUUGGAUCAAUUGCCGGAAAAUGUACAAAAGAUUGUCCAUGAUAUUAGCACGGACGGCGAGUGGGAAGGCCCAUCGAUCGAUGACCUUAAAUCCGAUUACGAGUUCCAUCAUCUCCAAUCUGGCCGGGCCGAAUCAAAAGUAACAUCAUACUGGAGGCGGAUGGUAUUUCUUGAGCCCGGAUCACGGGAGAAGAUUGAGUCUUGUUCUAACAUACCGAUGAAAACUCAUUGUGUUCCUUGCAUCGGAGAGCAUCGCAUAUCCACCCCGGUCCCCGAUAUCCUCUAUGGGUACAGCUACCUCAACGCAUUUCCCGAUGAGCAAAUGGACCAGUUCGUCGGUAUGGGGUCCGAGAUGGUGGUGAAUAGUUCGAACUUGGCCUAUCCAUUCUUCCUCGUCGAGGCCAAAGGGGAUAAUUCCAGCGGAGACGCCUUGUGGUGCGCAGUGAAUCAAUGCCUGGGCGGGUCUGCAUCCUGCGUGAAGGUGGCGGAGAGCCUGAACCGCCGGCUUCGAGAGCACAAUAUUGAUCAGAUUGAGACGGUCACCUUCAGCGUGGCGAUCAACGCGACCGAGGCGCGGCUCUUUGUAUGCUGGGAGCAUGAUCAUGACAGCUAUUACAUGCGCUCGAUCGGUGGCUUCUUACUCUACGACCCCGAGCACUUUCUGAGCUUCCGCAACCGCGUCCUCAAUAUCCUGAGAUGGGGCGAGGGCAAGCGGCUGGAAGGGAUUCAACAUUCCCUUGAGCAACUCCUGGAGGCGGAGAGGGAGGAAGGGUCUUGAGCUGUUGAGCACGCGAGCGAGGGGAUGAGGCUGUGCGUCUUCUGGAGGCGCAAGGAGUGAAAGCCGGCAUAUAGUCACAAUCGUGGAGUGGGAUAGAGGCGAACGGUGCUGUUUAUCUGGUUCCUGUGUUCUAGUGGGUUCUGGGCUGUUUAGUUAGGUUGCUGUGCGUGCUUGUAUCAUGUAUCAACAGAGGUAGUUAUUCAGACAUGCGGAGUGCUCCCCCCGGACGGGGAUACAGACAAGUUUUGUUCCAAACCCAAGUGAUUCAGUUGAUCAGUAAUACUGCCCACGACGCCAAAAGCAAGCAGUAAGUUUACCUUCCUGUUGUUCCGCUUUUCCCAUCCGCAUCAACACCAGAGUCAUGACGUCGCCCUGGAUCCUCAUCAGCCCGUCCACGCGGGGCAUCGG
Ilyonectria robusta is the source of this 1732-nucleotide messenger RNA. RefSeq lists its product as uncharacterized. The record is from RefSeq and is a predicted model, not a curated record. NCBI's taxonomy places the organism in Eukaryota, Fungi, Ascomycota, Sordariomycetes, Hypocreales, Nectriaceae. The coding region runs from base 47 to 1324 and encodes 425 amino acids. The transcript is spliced from 2 exons.